GCAGAAAGAUGCCUGGGCGCAUGGGUGGCAAGCAACGGACAGUUAAGAAUGUUUGGGUUUACAAAAUAGACCCAACAAGGAACUUGAUGUGGGUGAGAGGCCAAGUUCUAGGAGCUGAAGGAAACUUUGUGUUUAUAAAAGAUGCUGUUUACAAAAAACCAGAUAUUUCGAUGCUUCCAUUUCCUACAUAUUUUGCCCCAGAAGAUGAGAACAUAGAAGAGUUGGAACCUCUGGUUGCUGAUCUCGGGGAAGUAGAUUCGUUUAUGGUAGCAGAUUAAUCAGAGCUGGGUCUGGGAAUUCCCCAAAA
This is a messenger RNA of Camellia sinensis, 307 nucleotides long. The record is from RefSeq and is a predicted model, not a curated record. NCBI's taxonomy places the organism in Eukaryota, Viridiplantae, Streptophyta, Magnoliopsida, Ericales, Theaceae.